AUGGAAAGCGUUACAAAUUUUUCUAUAUCGCUUAUCAAAGGUUUCAUCGACAGCUUGCGUGGUAUAACUGUCUUGCUAUAUUUGGAUAAAGAAAUAAACGAACGCGCUCUAAGUCGUUCCCCACAAAUUGACACGGACAAUAGUAAACAAAAAGUUAAACAAACAAAAAUUAAACAGGAAUCUAAAGUACUUACAAGGGUUUUACAAUCAUGUAUCCUGAAUGGGUUUAUAUUUUUGUUAAGUAUUCUUAUAUUUGAAUAUGCUCUGUUGCCGAGUGUCAAGUAUCUGGUGACACUGGUGUUUGGUCAUAAUCCUGGGGUAGCUCAUAAUAUUUGGGGAUGGAUGCAACCGUUUCUUUCAAUGACUUUUCGGAUGAUAUGGGUCCUACCUUUGUUCUUAUUGAGCAAGCUUGUGAAUAGUCUAUGGUUCCAGGACAUAGCAGACUCUGCAUAUCGUCAUCGUCGAGGCCGGCCUCAGUUCAUGUCGAGUGUCAGUAAGAUCAUAGCCGACUCAUUGUUCAGUUUAUUGGUGCAAGCUUUGUUUUUAGUCCAGAGUAUGCUAGUCAGUAUGUUACCCAUAACAUACAUCGGAGAGUUAUUAUGUCUUAUACACAUGUGCCUAUUGUACUCGCUGUACUCGUUUGAGUACAAGUGGUUCAACAUGGGUUGGGAGUUACACAAGCGGCUUACAUUCAUUGAAACCAAUUGGCCGUAUUUCCUUGGAUUCGGUUUACCGCUGGCCGUCCUAACUCAAAUACCACAGUCAUAUAUAAUAAGUGGUUGCGUAUUUUCAAUAUUCUUUCCAGUCUUCAUUCUGAGCGGAAAUGAAGCUACUCCAGUAACUGGGAGUGAGUAUUCCCUCCGUUUAUUUUCUCCCGUGGUCGCCAUUUCCAACGCCAUGUUCCGUUUCGUUCGACGCAACGCGGACGACAAGAUCAAAUGA
Messenger RNA from Danaus chrysippus (African queen), 942 nucleotides. NCBI's taxonomy places the organism in Eukaryota, Metazoa, Arthropoda, Insecta, Lepidoptera, Nymphalidae. The record is from the annotation of a GenBank genome assembly.